AAGUCUUGGGCCUGGCCCCCCAGCACUUGAAGCUCUUUCCACUUUCGUCCUCUUCUGCUCAAGAUGGUGGCCUCCCGCGCAAUCGGUUGCCUCAGACGCUUUACAAAUGCCUCCAGGACGCUCCACUGCUCAGGUUAUAUUUCCCGCAACUUUACAGGGUCCUCUGCUUUGCUGGCCAGAACCCAUAUUAACUAUGGAAUCAAAGAGGAUGUGGCAGUUAUUCGAAUUAACUCACCCAAUUCAAAGGUAAAUACACUGAAUAAAGAACUACAAUCAGAGUUCAUGGAAGUAAUGAAUGAAAUCUGGGCUAGUGAUCAAGUCAAAAGUGCUGUCCUUAUUUCAUCAAAGCCAGGCUGCUUUAUUGCAGGUGCUGAUAUCAACAUGAUAGCCGCUUGCAAGACCCCUCAAGAGGUAACACGGCUUUCACAAGAAGGACAGAAAAUGUUUGAGAAACUUGAGAAGUCUAAUAAGCCUGUUGUGGCUGCCAUCAGUGGAUCCUGCUUAGGAGGAGGACUUGAGCUUGCCAUUUCAUGCCAAUACAGAAUAGCAACAAAAGAUAAAAAGACAGUAUUAGGUGUCCCUGAAGUCUUGCUGGGGAUCUUACCAGGAGCAGGAGGCACACAAAGGCUACCCCAAAUGGUGGGUAUACCCGCUGCUUUUGACAUGAUGCUGACUGGUAGAAACAUUCGUGCGGACAGAGCAAAGAAAAUGGGAUUGGUUGACCAAUUGGUGGAACCGCUGGGACCAGGAUUAAAACCUCCAGAGGAACGGACAAUUGAAUACCUAGAAGAAAUUGCAGUUACUUUUGCCAAAGGACUAGCUGAUAAGAAAAUAUCUUCAAAGAGAAGCAAAGGAUUGAUGGAAAGAUUGACAUCGUACGCCAUGGGUAUUCCAUUUGUCAGGCAACAGGUUUACAAAAAGGUGGAAGAACAAGUACGAAAGCAGACCAAAGGCCUCUAUCCUGCACCUCUGAAAAUAAUUGACGUGGUCAAGACUGGACUUGAGGAAGGAAAAGAAGCUGGCUAUCUUUCUGAAUCUCAGAAAUUUGGAGAGCUUGCGAUGACCAGAGAAUCAAAGGCCUUGAUAGGGCUGUACCAUGGUCAGGUCCUGUGCAAGAAGAAUAAAUUUGGAACGCCACAGAAGGAGGUCAAGAACCUCGCUGUUCUUGGUGCAGGGCUGAUGGGAGCUGGCAUUGCCCAAGUCUCUGUGGAUAAGGGCCUAAAGACUAUACUUAAAGAUGCUACGCUAACUGGGCUGAGCCGAGGACAGCAACAAGUGUUCAAAGGACUGAACGAUAAAGUGAAGAAGAAAACUCUAACAUCAUUUGAAAGAGACUUCAUUUUCAACAACUUGACUGGGCAGCUUGAUUACCAGGGUUUUGAAAAGGCCGACAUGGUGAUUGAAGCUGUUUUUGAGGACAUUAAUCUUAAGCACAAAGUACUGAAGGAAGUAGAAGCGGUGAUUCCAGCUCAUUGUGUUUUUGCCAGUAACACAUCGGCUCUCCCAAUCAAUGAAAUUGCUUCUGUCAGCAAAAGACCUGAGAAGAGUAAAAUCAAGGGAAAGUGAAAACACUCAAGGAUA
This is a messenger RNA of Myotis lucifugus (little brown bat), 1581 nucleotides long. Its product is annotated as trifunctional enzyme subunit alpha, mitochondrial-like. NCBI's taxonomy places the organism in Eukaryota, Metazoa, Chordata, Mammalia, Chiroptera, Vespertilionidae. The record is from RefSeq and is a predicted model, not a curated record. Gene Ontology annotation, molecular function: enoyl-CoA hydratase activity; long-chain (3S)-3-hydroxyacyl-CoA dehydrogenase (NAD+) activity; NAD+ binding. Gene Ontology annotation, cellular component: mitochondrial fatty acid beta-oxidation multienzyme complex. The transcript is spliced from 15 exons. Bases 64 to 1566 code for a protein of 500 amino acids. Gene Ontology annotation, biological process: fatty acid beta-oxidation.